GAGAUGUUGAGGUACACGAUAACUGGCCCUUGGCCGAAUGUAUUUCAAUCUUCAGUAGCUCAUCCACGCUUGGACGACUAGCCUUGAAGACGAGCGCGUGCGGUGGCAUGGGGUGGUUCUCUACUUCCCGAUUCUCCAACGCCUAUCUCGCGCCAUAGAGUCGAUGUCCGAUGGCAUCACGACUUGGGGCCGCGAGGUCGCACUCUUUCCUCUCUUCGUCGCUAUAAAAGGCGGGCUUCGUCCUUAGAGACGCGCAACGUACCCCGCAUCUCUUUCAUCUCAACUUCUUCUCUUCCGGCCCUUACCUCUUCGACUUUCAUGAGCUUCUGCAAGGACUGCGUUCGCGGCGUUCGCUGGGAGGGUACACCCACCGGCAGAAUCGAGAAGAUCAAUGGCGUAGACGCGUACAUAGCCACACCCGCGCAGGACUACCCAACGGACAAGGUCCUGCUCUUCUUGACGGACAUCUUCGGCAUGCAACUCGUCAACAGCCAGCUGAUGGCGGACGACUUCGCCGCGAACGGCUUCAAGACGGUCAUCCCUGACUACCUGAACGGCGACCCUACGCCUGCGGACGCCCUGGCUCCUGGUAGCAACUGGGACAUCCCCAAAUGGUUCGUGAACCACGGGAAGGACAAGACGCGGCCCUCGCUCGACAGGGUCAUCGACGGCCUCAAGGCCCAGGGAGUCACUUCCUUCGGCGCGGUCGGGUACUGCUUCGGCGCCCGCUACGUCUUCGACCUCGCCUUCGACGGCGUCAUCAAGGUCGGCGCCGUCGCGCACCCCUCGCACCUUGAGGUCCCCGAGGACAUCGAGCGGUACGCCAAGACGAACGUGCCGCUCCUCAUCGAGAGCUGCGAGGUCGACCAGAUGUUCCCGCCCGAGCUUCAGGCGAAGACGGACGCCAUCUUGGGUGAUGGGAAGUUCGCGCCUGGGUACAAGCAGGACUACUGGCCGGGCUGCAGGCAUGGGUUUGCGGUGCGCGGAGACCAGAACGACCCGGCUGUGAAGGCGGGGAAGGAGGGCGCAUUUAAGAACGUUGUGGAGUGGAUGGCGAAGUACUUGUAGAUCUGUUCAAUGGUGCCGAGAGAGGUAGCAAGACAACUUGUCAUAUUUGUGCUCGGAUGAGCUUCUACUAGUUGGAUACAU
Molecule: messenger RNA, 1149 nt
Organism: Schizophyllum commune H4-8
Lineage: Eukaryota; Fungi; Basidiomycota; Agaricomycetes; Agaricales; Schizophyllaceae
Product: alpha/beta-hydrolase
Exons: 6
Coding region: 319-1068 (249 amino acids)
Molecular function (GO): hydrolase activity
Source: RefSeq, a predicted model, not a curated record